Messenger RNA from Cavenderia fasciculata, 1869 nucleotides. RefSeq names its product eukaryotic translation termination factor 1 (gene erf1). The record is from RefSeq and is a predicted model, not a curated record. Gene Ontology annotation, cellular component: translation release factor complex; cytosol. Lineage: Eukaryota; Evosea; Eumycetozoa; Acytosteliales; Cavenderiaceae. The transcript has 4 exons. Bases 1 to 1869 code for a protein of 622 amino acids. Gene Ontology annotation, biological process: cytoplasmic translational termination. Gene Ontology annotation, molecular function: sequence-specific mRNA binding; translation release factor activity, codon specific.
AUGUCUACAAUUGAAGAUGCAGAGAUGGAUGCUCAAGUUGAGCAAUGGAAGAUUAAAAAGUUAAUCAAGAAUCUUGAAAGUGCAAGAGGUAAUGGGACAUCAAUGAUUUCAUUAAUUAUUAGAUCAGGUGAUCAAAUUCCAAAGAUUUCAAAGAUGUUGAUUGAAGAGUAUGGAGCAGCUUCAAACAUCAAGUCUAGAGUAAACAGACAAUCGGUGCAAGAUGCUAUUACCUCUACUCAAAACAGAUUGAAACUUUACAAUCGUGUACCCGAGAAUGGUUUGGCCAUCUACUGUGGAACGAUUCUUGAUCCAAAGGAGAAAAAGGUGACCAUUGACUUUGAACCAUUCAAGCCAAUCAACACUUCGUUGUACCUCUGUGACAGCAAGUUCCACACCAAGCCAUUGGCCGAAUUGUUGGAAGCCGACGAAAAGUUUGGUUUCAUCAUUGUCGAUGGUAACGGUGCCCUGUUUGGUCUGCUCUCUGGUAGCACCCGUACCGUUCUUCAUCGUAUCACUGUCGAUCUCCCCAAAAAGCAUGGUAGAGGUGGUCAAUCUGCUCUUCGUUUUGCUCGUCUUCGUCUUGAAAAACGUCACAACUAUGUUAGAAAGGUUGCUGAAUUAUCAACUCAAUUUUAUAUUACAAAUGAUAAAUCAAAUGUAUCAGGAUUAAUUCUUGCAGGUAGUGCUGAUUUUAAGACUGAAUUGGGUGGUUCGGACAUGUUUGAUCAACGUCUUCGUGACAAGAUUAUCAAGAUUGUUGAUAUUUCUUAUGGUGGUGACAAUGGUUUCAACCAAGCCAUCGAGUUGUCUCAAGAGGUCUUGUCCAACGUCAAGUUGAUCCAAGAAAAGAAGCUCAUUUCUGGCUUUUUCGAGGAGAUUGCUCAAGACACUGGCAAGAUUUGCUUUGGUGUAGCCGACUCGUUGCGUGCAUUGGACAUGGGUGCUGUCAGCACCAUCAUUGUCUGGGAGGCACUUGAAAUCAACCGUUAUGUCCUCAAGACACCAAGUGAUCCAAAGGACAAGGUUCUCUACCUCACCAAGGCCCAGGAAAAGGACCAAACGUUCUUGCGUGACAAGGAGACUGGCAACGAGUAUGAAAUCAUCGAAACUACUCCCUUGGUCGAAUGGCUUGCCAACAACUACAAGUCGUUUGGCGCCAACAUUGAGUUGGUUACCGACCGUUCGCCAGAAGGAUCGCAGUUUUGCAAGGGUUUCGGUGGCUUGGGUGGCAUGUUGCGUUACAAGAUUGAUCUUGCCGAGUUGAACGACUUUGAUAACAUUGUGGUCGUAAAGUCAACCGUCAUCAAGCAUGAUGUCGUCGUUCAGCAGCAACAACAACAACAACCCAUUGUUGAUGCUUCACCAUCAUCUCCAGGUGGCGGACGUACAUCGUUUAAUGAUGGCAACAGUGCUAGUAGUAUUCAAGAUCAUCAAAAGCAGCAGCAGCAACAGUACUUUGGCCAUUCACCAGUGAUUGAACACUUUGAUUUUAGUGGUCGUGGUGAAUUAGAUGACUGUGUUGAUGAUGGCGAUGACGACCAAGAUGGAGGGACAGGAUAUGUAUUCUACCAUUCCUAUGAUCAAGUAGGAGAGGAUGGAGAAUUCAUUGAUCAAAUCACGUUUGUUCCUGAAAAGGUCAAGGAAAAGGAAAAGGAAAAAAAGGUGGUCGAGGUUGAACAACAAGAUGAUUACUUUGUUCAAGCUCCUACUAAAUGUCGUGGUGGUCGUAAAGCAGUAAUUCCCAAAAAGAAUGAAACAACCAACAACAAACAAACCUCUUCGACCAGUACUUCCAACAGCAACAACAACCAAGGACGUGACAAGAGUACCAAAAGAGGAGGGUCAAACAACAUGUCAAUUGCCCAUUAA